Molecule: messenger RNA, 1770 nt
Organism: Capsaspora owczarzaki ATCC 30864
Lineage: Eukaryota; Filasterea; Ministeriida; Capsasporidae
Exons: 7
Coding region: 1-1770 (589 amino acids)
Cellular component (GO): nuclear inner membrane
Molecular function (GO): chromatin binding
Source: RefSeq, a predicted model, not a curated record
AUGCCGGUUUCGCUUCGUAGUUCGGGCAGUCGCUCGUCGGCUUCAGCUUCCGCUCCAGCUGCAACUUCAAGUGUGCCUGCGCCUGCGUCGCCGACGCGAAGGCGGUGGACAAAGCGCUUGCCCAGCCGCAGCCCAGGCGAGGGACCGGUUGGCUGGCCGUCCGUCACUGCGCCCACCACUGCCGCGUCAUCCCACGGCGGCCGGGAGGACAGAUACGACGACGACGACGACGACGACGACGAUGAUGAUAAUGAACAAGUGCAAGUUGUGCAAAGAGCACCACGGAGCAGGACAGUCGCUGUGCCCCGACGUUCAGCGGACGGCGUUGCGAAACGCGCUCGUGGCUCUGGCGCAGGUGUCCCAGGUGCGCAUGCCGCGCUCCAGCAGCAGGGCAUCGUAUCGGACGACGAUGUCGCUGCGAAUAGUGACGAUGCGGCCAACGAGCUCCAGAUUGGUCGGAUUGGUGGUCAGAUUGGUCGUCGCGCAGGCCGAACAGCAACUCUGCCUCAGAUCGGUUGGGACUUUGUCAAGUCGCUCGUUCAGGGAAAACGCCAAGCAAGCAGCGUGCAUCAAAACGAGGAUGCUGCAUCAUCGCGACGGGCAGUUCGUGGCAGCGUGCAUGCAUCGAAAUCAGCUGCUUCGAGCUCGUCUUUGAGUCGCUGGUUUAGCAGCACGGCAGUGCUCAAAGCGUUCACUGCACUGUGUCUCCUGCUGUCGGUGAUGGUGGUCGUUUCUCACCAUCAACAGAUGCCGUAUUGUCCGACGCGAUCGACCGCUGUUGCUUCGACCAAACAACAAUGCAAGCCCUGCCCAGAGCACGCCGUCUGCUUGGGUGGACCUACGUUUACCUGCAACGACCCGUACCAACAGGGCUGGCGAGGAUGUGUGCUGAACACUGCACUGGAGAAGCUCAAGGACAAUAUUGCUCAUGAAAUUGUUGUAGAGGCUCAGCGCUAUCGUGGUCAACGUGAGUGCGAAUCUUCCCCUUCUGUCACGCUUUCGCUGGCAGUUCCUCGCGAAGCAAUGCGUGAGCUGGUUAAAGCACGGAUGGAAACGGAUGCGCAAUUCACAACAGCGUGGAAUUUUGUCUGCGCGCACCCUGAAAAGUAUUUCGGGGAUGCUGUGGAAGUCAGAAUGGACGGGUUUUUGGCAAAAGCGGGCAUCAAGCCAUUCGAGUGCCAACUGCGCGAGGAGCUGCUGUAUCUUCUGGACUGCGUGGCGCAGGCCGUCUUUGACUUUUUUUCCUAUGUCUGGCAAUUGCUCUGGCUUCCAUUGCUGUUGGUCCUGUUUUUCACUCUGGCAGUGUCGUACUUCAAGUGGCAGAAGAGUGUCAAACAGAACGAGCAAGACGCCCUCAACACCAUGGUCUUGGCAAUCAUGACGCUUCUUCGCGAGCAGGCAAUUUCCCAACCGUUCCAACCAGCGGUAUCGGUUUCCCACUUGCGAGACGAAAUUAUUGACGUGUCGGAUCGAAAGCGUCUCGCUGCUCGUUGGGACGAGGCCUGCAAGAUUGUGCGCCGCGACAGUCGAGUUGCCCAGUCUGUACAGUCCAUUCACGGAAUUCCGCAGGACAUGUUGUCUUGGGUUUCGCCUGUGGUCGUUGCAUCACCCAUGGCUGCUCAGCGGCAGGCCUCUCCGCUCGUGGACAACCCCGACAACGCCGAUAACGGUGGCGGUGACGAAAACGACCGCCAACCUGCCAUUCGAUCGCCGCAAGCUCAGCAUCGACCCUACGCCUCUUCGAUCUACCCGAACAUUGCAGAUCUUUAG